Molecule: messenger RNA, 1161 nt
Organism: Hevea brasiliensis (rubber tree)
Lineage: Eukaryota; Viridiplantae; Streptophyta; Magnoliopsida; Malpighiales; Euphorbiaceae
Exons: 3
Coding region: 96-863 (255 amino acids)
Biological process (GO): translation
Cellular component (GO): cytosolic large ribosomal subunit; ribosome
Molecular function (GO): structural constituent of ribosome; 5S rRNA binding
Source: RefSeq, a predicted model, not a curated record
CUCUCGAAAAACCUCUCUUCUGCGUCACAAAGAGCCCCCAAAUUGCAAAAGCCUCCCUUGAACCCCUCACUCCACCCACCUCUCUCUAUCUCACUAUGUUUAGAAUCCACCGCUUUGCAUUGGCCAAAUCCUUCCACCUACGCUUCUUCUCUCCGUCCGCCGCUGCUCUCAUCGAAGAACCAGCAAUCGAGGCCGCCCCACUGACCUACCUCGAAGGACUCCCCAAGCCCGGUCCAGUGGAGACGAUCCUCGCGAUCCCUCGCUCCACAUCCGGCAAGAGCAUAGCCGCUAAAGAGCGAAAAGCUGGGCGAGUCCCGAGCAUCCUGUUCGAGCAGGAAGAUGGGCAGCAUGGCGGUAAUAAAAGGCUGAUUUCGGUGCAGUCGAAUCACGUUAGGAACUUGGUUAAUAAGCUUGGAAGAUCAUUCUUCUUGUCCAGGCUUUUUAAACUUGAGGUCAGACCGGAGUUUGAGUCGGACGAGAUCAUCGAGGAAGUCCGGGUUUUGCCUAGAUUGAUUCAUUUGCACUCGAUAACUGAUAUACCCAUUAAUGGCACCUUCAUAAGGGCACCUUCCACUGCGUUGUUGAAGGUUGAUGUUCCUCUUGUCUUCACAGGCGAAGACGUAUCUCCUGGACUCAGGAAAGGUUCUUAUUUGAAUAUCAUUAAGAGGACCGUCAAGUUCCUAUGCCCCGCAGAUAUAAUUCCUCCAUAUAUUGAGGUGGAUCUAAGUGAACUGGACGUGGGCCAAAAGUUGGUAAUGGGAGACCUCAAGGUUCAUCCAGCUCUACAGCUCAUCCAGUCAGAAGAACAGCCUGUUGUUAAGAUCAUGGGAGCCAGGGUUUCUGACCAAAGGAAAUCUAAAUAAGCACUUGAGGAUUCAUCCCCACUCCUCGGAGCAUUUACAGGCAAAAGUAGUUCUCUGAUCAUCAAAACUUAGUUAUUGUACUGUAUAGUAGAGGGCAGGUCCGUCCAAUCUUAGAGUGGUUGUAAUCUUUUUGUUUUUUGGAUUCCUUUUUCACUUUUGGGUGAGAGAAUAGUGGAGGUCAGAGCCUGCCAUUUUUGGACUUGCUAGUUACUGAUCCAAGAAAUAAUUCCUUAUUUAUAAUCAUUAUUCUUGUUAUAAUGACUAUGGAUUUCUAGGAUAAUUUUUCUUGUUCCUUUAA